AAGAAGAAGAAAUUAGAAAUUAGCCUAACAAAAAUUCCAAAAUAUAUAACUAGAAUUUUGUCGAUUUUAUUUAAGAAUAUUAUAAUCUUUAAGAAACUUUUUGUAGUAAAAUAAUCAAAAUGUUGCGCGAACUACAACUACUAAGACCUGUAAGGAUACUAUUUGUUCAGACUAGUGGAUUUAAACACUUUCCAUCACCUCCCAACUUUGACCACAUUCAGCUACCAGAAAAACCUAGACUGAAGUUUAUAGAUAAAGUCCCACAGUUGCCUCCAUCGAUACGACCGCCCAAAAUGCAGAAGAAAUUAAAGCUAAUGCGCGGGCCAGAAAAAGUACACAAUUUCUUGUUGCACAAGCAAUAUGGAAUUAUGGCAACAGGAGGUGGUCGGUUAAAGUGGGGUCACUUCGAAAUGAUGCGUAUGACAAUUGGUAGGAAAAUGGAUAACAAUAGGAUGUUUGCUCUGUGGAGAGUAGAUGCGCCUUGGCAGCCAGUCACAAAACAAGGUUUAGGGGUACGAAUGGGUGGUGGAAAGGGUGCUAUAGAUCAUUAUGUUACUCCAGUAAGAGCAGGUAGAAUAAUUUUGGAAUUAGGAGGAAAAUGUGAAUAUGCUGAAGUAAAGAAUUUCCUACAGGAUGUAGCAAAUAAGUUGCCAUUCAAAGCAAUUCCUGUUUCUCAAGAUAUUCUAGACGAAAUGAAGAGGCGUGAAAAAUGGGAGGAGGAAAACAAUCAAAAUGAAUACACCAUGAAGUAUAUAAUUCAGAAUAAUAUGGGUGGUUGCCAGAGGUGGUUAUCUCCUUUUGAAAUAAAAUAUUUUUGUAAAUAUGUAUAGAAUUUUUAUGUAAAAUAAAUUUAUUAAAUUUA
Diabrotica balteata is the source of this 862-nucleotide messenger RNA. Lineage: Eukaryota; Metazoa; Arthropoda; Insecta; Coleoptera; Chrysomelidae. The record is from the annotation of a GenBank genome assembly.